Molecule: messenger RNA, 711 nt
Organism: Zophobas morio
Lineage: Eukaryota; Metazoa; Arthropoda; Insecta; Coleoptera; Tenebrionidae
Product: very long chain fatty acid elongase AAEL008004-like
Exons: 5
Coding region: 1-711 (236 amino acids)
Biological process (GO): fatty acid elongation, monounsaturated fatty acid; fatty acid elongation, polyunsaturated fatty acid; fatty acid elongation, saturated fatty acid
Cellular component (GO): endoplasmic reticulum membrane
Molecular function (GO): fatty acid elongase activity
Source: RefSeq, a predicted model, not a curated record
AUGCAGUCGCCUUGGCAGCUCGUUUCCCUAGUGAGUCUGUACACCCUCUUUGUGUUUAAGUUAGGCCCGAGGUUAAUGAAAAACAGAGAACCAUUCGGGUUGAAAACCGUCAUAGUAAUUUACAACCUGGCACAAAUAAUUUUAAACGGAAUCGGCUUCGCAAUAGCUAUAAAGCUGUUUCCACUAUUUAAUUUUUGCUGUAGUCCGGUAAACGCUUCAGACAGUCCCGAAGAUUUGUCAAUUCAGCGGGCACACUUUUUCUAUUUAAUACUAAAAUUUUUGGACUUGUUGGAUACGGUAUUUUUCGUUUUGCGCAAAAAGCAAAGCCACGUCUCGUUUCUACACAUACAUCAUCACAUAGGAAUGGUCGUAACAGGGUGGGCUAGUGUUAAAUAUUUCCCAGGUGGUGUUAUUUACUACGUUUUUCUCUGGAACACGUUUAUUCAUUUUGUGAUGUACACGUAUUACUUGUUGACGUCGCUGGACAGCUGCAGAACUAUUUGGUGGAAGAAGUACUUAACACUAUUGCAAAUGAUCCAACAUUCGUUCUUUAUUUGUACAUUUAUUGUUCAUUUGUUUAACUUCAGUUGCUCGUAUCCUAAAUCGUUGCUGCUGUAUUACACGGGCAAUACAGCUUUAAACUGGGAUCAUCUAGAGGAACUCGAGGUGGAGGAGGUGAACGGUGAUGAAAUCCCUAGAAAAUGUGAUUAG